Cladocopium goreaui is the source of this 424-nucleotide messenger RNA. Lineage: Eukaryota; Dinophyceae; Suessiales; Symbiodiniaceae. The record is from the annotation of a GenBank genome assembly.
AUGGGAGCUGUUUCCACCAUCUGUAUGUGGGCUUCAUUGAGAUUGGAGACCAUCAACAUUGUUUUCGCAGCUGUAUCCCAUCUCAAAAGCGCUGCAGUUUUCGAGCAGCGUAGCUGUCAUCCGCAGUCUCCUGUCAUGACAGCAGCCGAAGCCAAGUUCUAUAGGGAUGGUUAUACGCAUCGCACGGUCCUCUUUGACGGUCUGCAAUCCGCGAAGGCGGAGCACGGUGGCUCGCUGAAUUUCAGCGCCUAUCGUCAGGGUAGAGAUCGACAGUACUUGGGGGUCAACGGCAAGAACUACUAUGCCAAGCCAUGGGGGAACGACUCCUCCAACAUCCAGGCCGUCAUCAACGGCCCGGCAUAUUGGAAGCGCGUGUACUACCGCGAGAACAUUGCUGCCCGCUUCGCGAGGGAGGAUGCUGAGG